Messenger RNA from Oncorhynchus nerka (sockeye salmon), 3203 nucleotides. RefSeq names its product monocyte chemotactic protein 1B-like. Gene Ontology annotation, cellular component: extracellular region. The record is from RefSeq and is a predicted model, not a curated record. Bases 227 to 544 code for a protein of 105 amino acids. Gene Ontology annotation, biological process: immune response. NCBI's taxonomy places the organism in Eukaryota, Metazoa, Chordata, Actinopteri, Salmoniformes, Salmonidae. Gene Ontology annotation, molecular function: chemokine activity. The transcript is spliced from 3 exons.
AAUAUAAAGAUGAUAGAUAUUGUAGUGGUUGGCAGGCUAUGGGGGUGUAUGGAAAUUGGACAUCGUAAUGUCAUUCUCUUCUAGGAAAUAUUAAUAUAACUCUGGAAGUUCCAUCAUACAUCUUGAGAGUAUUUAUAUGAGGAGAUGCAACCCUUAUUGACUCAGACUACAGAGGAACCAAAACAAAGACAGGUCAAACGCCAGACUUUCGACAUCUCAAAUCAUCAUGAAGACUACCUGCUUGGCUCUUGGGUUAUUGCUGCUGACAGUAUCCCAGUCCUAUGCUAUCCCUCUUGGACUGGAGUCAUCACCUGACAGCUGCUGUUUCAGCUUCUCCAAAAUUAGAGUGCCCCCCAAGAAGAUCGACUCCAUCCAGAGAACUCACAGUGGAUGCCCCCGACCAGCUUUUGUGGUCAGAACUGUUGAGGGCAGAGUGAUUUGCUUCCAGUCAAGUGUGCCGUGGGUACAGAAAGCCUUCAACCGGGUCAAGCAGCCAGCAGCUGUGGCCACAAGUAGCGGCAUUGAGGGUUCCAGUUAUUCUUGAUAACCUCCUCAUCAUGACUCAAGCCUCACAAGACUAUAUAGUCAUCAACAUGCAAGCAAUGCAUUCUAAGUGACAUGUUUAUCACUUAGAAUGCAGCAAUUACUAUUUUGCGACAUAUGGAAUUGGGGAAGGAGUGUUGGUGUACACACCUUUUUGUUUAUGUGAAUACUGUAUGUGAGAAUCCACUGCUUAAAUAAAAUGAGAACAUUUGACUUAAACAUAAGUCUCAUCUUUAAUAUAAUAAUGUACAGUUAGAUAGAGAACAGAUGAUAAAAUGAAGAACCAAAUAAAGCUGAAAACAGUGUACAUAUAAAAAAACAAUACAAAAAAACCAAACUCCUCCUAAAGUUAUGACUACCUUGGUGGGGGGUUUCUAGGAUAAGGGAUUGGUUAAAGUACUAUUUAAAAAAGGUUUGUUUCAGAACUUCGCUCAACUGAGCCUUUUACUGACCAGUGUAGGUUGGGUCAAAGGUUGUCCUCUGUUAAUUCACAGUGAUUUUGAGUUUGUGUUCAGUUGUGAAUUAUAUAACAAUUGAGUCAUUUCCAUUAUGAAUGUAAACCAGAGAAGAAGUACAGGGGUUAGAUACUAGAUGUGUGUUGUCUGCGUCGGUCCCUUUUGCAUGGCUUCGAUGCAUCUGUUAAGAUUCUACAGGUUUGUAAAAUCAAGACUAGGCUAAAAUAUUGGCUUAUGAACCACUUACUGUAAUGAUCCUACUGGGUUUAAGAAAUCUUAGUUCUCCAACCAUACAUUAUAUAUUAAAAUAAAACUUGACGAUCCUCAGAGAGGUAAGGGCUUUGAGGUGUCACACAGUGUGGCUUAGUGUUAGUCUCACCAUGCGUUUGGGACAAACCCAUGCAUAUAGAGGUUUCAGCACAGUCUUUAGAACAGAGGACGAGACGGGGAGAGAGAGAGGAUGGGGAGAGAGAGAGAGAGGACGAGACGGGGAGAGAGAGAGAGAGGACGAGACGGGGAGAGAGAGAGAGAGGACGAGACGGGGAGAGAGAGAGAGAGGACGAGACGGGGAGAGAGAGAGAGAGGACGAGACGGGGAGAGAGAGAGAGGGACGAGACGGGGAGAGAGAGAGAGAGGACGAGACGGGGAGAGAGAGAGGACGAGACGGGGAGAGAGAGGACAAGGGAUAGAUAGGGCUUUAGGUUCAGGGCUUCCACAAAAUCCAUCACUUCACAUAAAACAUUGUCACGGUUAUCAUUGUUUUAGACACCCAUGCGAUUUGUGUAAUAUCAUCUAUAUAAUAGGGAAAUGAUUAUCUACUUCAGUAUCCAGAUAAUGUUGCUAUAACACUGACAAUUUUCCUGUUAACGUUACAUGUGUGUUCUAUUAGUAAAAAUCGGAGGCACACACACACACACACACACACACGAGAUAGGUCAUCCCUUUUCCUGAACCUGGCAUAUUCAUCUUGACUUUUCACUGUCAUCAUUCCACACAAUUAUUUUCCUUUUUUCUUAUACUCUCUGACCUGACUCAAACCCUUAAUGACCACCUACAUUGUCCCCCCCUGGACACACACUCCAAAGUGUGGUGUUUAACAUGCACAUGUACCAGGUGUUCGGGGAAUUUCAGACUGUAUAUGAUUAUGUGUUUACACAUGUCACAAUAGAGUGUGCUUGCGAAUAGUCUAAGACUUGAGCUGCCUGUACUGGAAGAAACAGGCGAGUUAAGUGGCCAGAGCAGCAUCUAGAAAACAGUCUGUAGUACACUUGUGUAAAGGAUGACUAUGCAUGGUGCCUGCCAUGUGUAAAACUCAGAUCAGAGGGACAUCAUUUCCUCCAUGUCAAGAAUAGGCAUUGACUUUCACAUUCACAUGCAUUCCCACAUAAAAAGGUUAAGGUUUUGGCAGAGACUCCAAGAGAGCGAUGUGGCUGUGUGUGUGUUGUAUGUACUGUAUGAGAGUGAGUAAUUGGGGUGUGUUGUAUGUACUGUAUGAGAGUGAGUAAUUGGGGUGUGUUGUAUGUACUGUAUGAGAGUGAGUAAUUGGGGUGUGUUGUAUGUACUGUAUGAGAGUGAGUAAUUGGGGUGUGUUGUAUGUACUGUAUGAGAGUGAGUAAUUGGGGUGUAUUGUAUGUACUGUAUGAGAGUGAGUAAUUGGGGUGUAUUGUAUGUACUGUAUGAGAGUGAGUAAUUGGGGUGUAUUGUAUGUACUGUAUGAGAGUGAGUAAUUGGGGUGUGUUGUAUGUACUGUAUGAGAGUGAGUAAUUGGGGUGUGUUGUAUGUACUGUAUGAGAGUGAGUAAUUGGGGUGUGUUGUAUGUACUGUAUGAGAGUGAGUAAUUGGGGUGUGUUGUAUGUACUGUAUGAGAGUGAGUAAUUGGGGUGUGUUGUAUGUACUGUAUGAGAGUGAGUAAUUGGGGUGUAUUGUAUGUACUGUAUGAGAGUGAGUAAUUGGGGUGUACUGUAUGAGAGUGAGUAAUUGGGGUGUAUUGUAUGUACUGUAUGAGAGUGAGUUAGUGAUGUGUGAGGUCCAUGUCUGACAUGUACUACAAGAGAAACAUACAUUUGGAAUGUUGGUAUGGAAUGUCUACUAUAGUACAAUAUGUGUGUGUGUGUGUGUGUGUGGUGUGGUUUGCGGGUUACAGAUCGUGUGACCAUCUAAAAGGAUGUAAAAACAAGUUUGUAAUAUUUCAUUGGAGGAAUAGGU